Messenger RNA from Danio rerio (zebrafish), 1917 nucleotides. The record is from RefSeq and is a predicted model, not a curated record. NCBI's taxonomy places the organism in Eukaryota, Metazoa, Chordata, Actinopteri, Cypriniformes, Danionidae.
UACACAUGAUUACUUAACAAGAAAUUAGGCUUUGAAAGAGCAUACAUCAAUUAUUUAAUCCUGCGCACUUAUUUGUGGUGGAAAGUUUCCAUUACAUCUAAAUUAACGUUAGUUAAAAUACAUUAUUGUAAGGAUAAUGGGAUUUGUAGCUAUGUCAAAAUCAAGGACCUGCAUGAAGCAUCUCUGCACAUGGGUUGUCAACCCCUUGUAUUUUAGGCCUGAUUCACCUCCACAUAACAUCACAAAUGCUGUCAGAUUGAUCAUAAAUCCACACACAAGAUAUUACACCACUAAAAGAGACAAGCAAGCACAAUCACCAAAUGAAAAAGGCUUCACUCCUAGAACGAGACCCGCAUUCCCUCAUUCAGUAUUCAGUGCCGGAGCAGCCAGAAAAAGAGCCGAAUUUUUGAAACAUAAGUCAGGGUUAGAUACAGAAAAUGAUGAUACACCUGUGAGAGUCAGAGAUUCUCCAAAUAUGGUCCUUCCUGAUCGUCCUCUGACCCCAUCAGAAUGGACAAAUCUCAAAAAGGAUUUCUCCAGGCCUGAGCUCUUUGAGAAGGUGAUGAUGGAAAAUCUGGUCAGGGCCAAUGUAGAUGUCAACAUCGCCAAAUCUCUCCUGUCCUAUGUGGUCCAAGAUAAGGGUACUCUGUCUUAUGAAAUUCUUUUGAGGUAUCUCACUAUCUGUGUCAGGGCCGGGCAUCACUCUGAGGUGUUUGACGCUUAUGACAUUAUGAGAUCCUGCUUCAAGUCUCUGGACCUCGGAGCAUCAGCACUGUUUAUUAAAGGGUUCAGUCAAACUGAUCGUUGGAAGGAGGCGAUUUCCAUGCUGCAGGAUAUGAAAAAGGCCCUUCUGCCGUCUCCUCGUAAUUAUGGAGAUGUUAUUGCUGGAGCGGUGCUGCAUGGUGACUCUGAGACCAGCUGGAAGCUUUAUGAUGAGCUUCUGGAACUGGGUCUGGUGCCGGGUCAGGACACCUGGCAGUGCCUGUUUCAGAGCGGGAUCACUCAGCGAGGACAUGAGGAUAAACUAUUUGAUGUUCUUUCAUAUAUGAGAGAUAAUCAGAUCUACCCAGAGAAACCACUGAUGGAAACCAUCAAAGCUUGGUUUGAGAGUUUACCAGAUCAAAAAUGGAGAGGAAAGUUUUCAUCUGUCACCCCCAGUGGAGACUGCAGAAAUUGCAAGGCCUUGCUGGAGUCCAUUCAGCUGACUGAGGUAGAGUAUGCUCAGCUGAAGCACAACGUGAUGGAGAAAGUGAUCGAAGGAGGCGACGUCUUCAACAAAAGCAACCCAGAGGAGCUCAAAAGCUUCAAGAGUUUUGUGAAGCAGAGGCCUCCCUUUGACAUAGUCAUCGAUGGUCUUAAUGUGGCGAAAAUGUUACCUCAUGCCGCCCAGUCUGAAACGUUGCUGGCAGUGGUAUCAGAGCUGGAGCAGCAGAGCCUCAACAUCCUGGUUCUGGGCAGGAAGCACAUGCUACGACAUUCACGCAACUGGGACAGACAAAACAUGAGCCUGAUCAAACAGAAAGCACACUGCUUCUUCACAGAGGACAUUUCUGAAGAUGACCCAUAUCUGCUGUACGCCGCUUUAAACUCCGGCGUUCACUGUAAGUUUCUCAGUCGUGAUCUGAUGAGGGAUCAUAAAGCCUGCCUGCCGGACAGUGCCACCAGAUGCCUCUUCUUCAAGUGGCAGCGUGGGCAUCAGCUGGUCAUCAGCCAUUACACACCAGGAAAAAGAGUUCGAUUUGAGAGGAUCUUGAGUUAUGAUACCAUCAUUCAAACCAACGGCAGCUCCUGGCACAUUCCCUACGACCAGAAAGCAGAAGACAGAGCUUCUUAUGAGGUUCCUCAGAAAUGGCUCUGUCUGACUCGAGAUUAAUGAGAUGCUGAAAGUCUCAAAUUAAAAAAAAAUGUUUUGCAAAA